GCAGUACCGUGUUGUUACCGAUCAUACUUCGUACCUUCCCAAACUGUGUUAACCUCACCACACAUAGGAACUGAAACAGAUGUUCCAGGUAGAGGGGAUGGACGCUAAGCUACGGAGGCACUACAUAGCAGUGCCCAAGUCAUAGUUGUGCAUUUGUUUUUAUUGAUAAUUAGCAUUGUCCGGUUCAAAAAAUUCGAGUUCGAAUGCGCGUUCACCGCGGUCUGGUUGAAUAUAAAAAGAUACUUAUCGUGCGAUAACUUUUCGGUCCGAUGUUGCCACUUCGUUCACUUUGUUUUUUAGAUCGUCAACGAGAUGUGACCAAAAAUUUGAAAAUGACCGCGAAAUAUAAAGUAUUUGUUCUUUCUUUUAUCCGUUCCAAUGAUAGUUGUAUUAUAAAUUCAGUUUAAUAGUAAAAAAUUGUUUUUACCAUGGAAGACGAUGUUUCAGUAAGAGUGGCGGUCAGAAUACGUCCACAAAUUCCAAGAGAAAUAAUCGAUAUGUGCCAAGUAUGUACAUCAGUAACACCAGGAGAGCCUCAAGUUCGCAUAGGUUCAGAUAAAUACUUCACAUACGAUCACGUAUUCGAUAUAGGAGACACGCAAGAUGAAGUUUACGGGACGUGCGUUGAGCCGCUAAUACUAUCAUCAUUAGAAGGGUAUAACGCCACGGUGUUAGCUUACGGGCAAACUGGAUCUGGAAAAACUUACACCAUGGGAUCGGGGUUCGACGUUGACGUCACCCCGGAACAAAUCGGAAUCAUUCCUAGGGCUAUUAAACAAAUUUUUAGCGAAAUUCGUGAUACAAUAACCAGGUUUCAAUCCGAAGGAAGACCUCCUCCCGAAUUUAAAGUUUCCACGCAAUUUAUGGAAUUGUAUAAUGAAGAAGUAAUCGAUUUAUAUAAUCCAGUUUAUAAUAAGACUAGCACUUAUAAAAUCCAUGAAGAUCCAUACGGCGGUAUUCAAAUAAAAGGUGUAACGACUCAAACUGUAAUAUCUGAAGAAGAAACGCUUCAAUGUCUUCGUGUGGGUGCUUUAUCAAGAACGACUGCAAGCACUCAAAUGAAUACGCAAUCGAGUCGAUCGCAUGCGAUUUUUACGGUUCAUAUUAAACAGCAGCGACUUAUAACAGAGCAAGAAGAUUCUAGUGGUUACGAAAUUUUAUCGGCGAAAUUCCAUUUUGUUGAUUUAGCCGGAUCUGAGCGCUUAAAACGCACGGGAGCGACAGGUGAUCGAGCCAAAGAAGGUAUUUCAAUUAAUUGCGGACUAUUAGCUUUGGGAAACGUCAUUUCUGCCCUUGGCGAUAAAAGCAAAAGAGCAACUCACGUCCCAUAUAGAGAUUCAAAGCUUACACGACUUCUGCAAGAUAGUCUAGGAGGAAAUAGCCGAACGGUUAUGAUAGCUUGCGUAAGUCCCAGCGAUCGCGAUUUUAUGGAAACUUUGAACACAUUAAAAUAUGCGAAUAGAGCUAGGAACAUAAAAAAUAAAGUAUUUAUUAAUCAAGAUAAAAGCACUAGAACUAUUAGCCAAUUGAAACAACAAAUAGCUCAGCUACAACUCGAAUUAAUAGAAUACAAACAAGGAAAAAGGAUCAUUGACCAAGAUGGUUGCGAAACCGUUAACGACAUGUUUUACGAAAACACCAUGUUACAAGAUGAGGUUAACAAUUUAAGAACGCGAAUAAAAGUUAUGCAAGAAACCGUAGAUAAUUUAACGUUUAAGAACACCCAAUUAUUGAGCGAAAAAGCCAUGGGUAAUUGGGUCGAACCCGACAAAGGACACUUAAGCGAUAUGAUCCAAGAAUACGUCAAAGAAAUCGAAGAUUUGCGAACGAAAUUAAUGGAGGCAAACAUAACUUGCGACCACCUACGCAAACAAUUAAGCAGAUACAGGGAAUCCGCGGGAAGUCUAAGAGGCUCCCUCGACAGAGAAAUUCCAUCCCUAAUAGAAGAAGCCCGACGAAAACUCGAACGCGAAAAAGAUGUACUUACAAGAAGCCUAGUUGAAAUCGAUGUAAGCGAUAGAGACAGCGAAGAAGAAAGCGAAAACGACGAAAAAGAAUACAAAACGAAACUAAACGACGAACUCAUCAACUUAACAAACGACAUAGAUAUGAAACAAAAAUUAAUCGACGAGCUAGAAUUAUCACAAAGACGCAUGCACACAAUGAAACAACAUUACGAAGAAAAAUUAAUGCAACUAACAACAAAAAUUAAAUCAACACAAGAAGAACGCGAUAAAGUAUUACAUACCUAUUCAUCCACGCAUCCAGAACAAAGCGAAAGUGUAAAAAAAAUUCGCGAAGAAUACAGCAAAAAAAUAUCAGAAAUGCAAAAAGAAUUAAAAAAGCUUCAAGUAGCGCAAAAAGAACACGCGAGACUAUUAAAAUCCCACAAUCAUAACGAAAAACAAUUAAAUUCGUACAAAAAUGAAUUGUUAGAUAUGAAAAGAGCGAAAGUGAAAUUAAUAAAUAAAAUGAAAGAGGAAUCUCAAAGGCACAGAGAAACCGAAUCGAAACGUCUCAAAGAAAUCGCCCAAUUGCGGAAGGAAUCGCGGAGAAAUGAGAGUGUUAUUAAAACCAUGGAGGCGCAAAAUCGGCUUAAAGAACAAGUUUUGAAACGAAAACAAGAAGAAGUUUCGAUUUUGAGAAAAAUACAGAGGAAUAAAUACGGAGUUUUAGAUAAUAAAAUUCGAUUUUCGGAAAAAACUGCUAAAGCUAAAUGGAGAAAAUUGGAAAAUUCUAUUAAUAACAUUACGUUAAAUAGACGGGGAAUCACCGAACAAGAAAUUAGGAUGGACAAUUUUUUGGAAAAACGAGAAUCUUUAGAAGUAAAUGCAAAAGAACACUUUUCUUUGGUAGGUAAGGAAUUGGAAAUUCUUCAAGACCGCAGAAAUCAAAUGUCACGUCGCGGACAAGAGACUACCGCUUUGGACAAUUACAUCGAAGAUAUUCAAGCGAAUUUGAAUUACCUGCAAGAAAAAAUAAGCGAAACGCAACAAAACGUGAUGGAAAUCGAGGAUUCCCAAGAUAACGACGAAGCCACGAAUUUACUUCAAGUGGUAAAUUCAUUGUCGACAGUGGAUGAGGCGAAAUAUUUAAUUGAAAAACUUUUAAAUAUGACCCUAAGCAAAACCAACGCCGUCGCUCAAUCAGAUGCUAAAUUAAAAGAAAACGAUGCGCUAUUACACGUCUUGAAACAAGAAAAUGUACUUAGAGGGCAAUUAUUAGAUCAUAUUUUACAUUCAGACCAUUUAGCUUUAGCUGGACAAAUGAGUUCUUCUACUAACACUGGAUCUAAUGAAUCUAGUAGAUCUGAAUCACCAGAUGUAUCACAAUCAUUCAGUUUAGACACGAUAUCUCCAAGUAAUAGUAAGUCAAAAAUACGGAGAAGAAUGGCAGCUCCUGAAGAAAUGUUAUAUGGGCUACAAAUACAGCGAAUCUGAACGUUUGCCGUAAUAAUUGCCUGUUUGGUGAUUAUUACAGUGUUACGAAAAGAAUAAAAUGGUGCUAUACUUUAUAUAUCAUAUUUAAAAUCUGUUUCAUUUCGUUGAAUUUUUACAUAAUCUUCAUAUAUGAAGUCUAAAGAAACUGUUGGUCAUCAAUUUAUGUAAUUUUUGAUUCUAUAAACAUUUGUAGAGACAGAAAAAAUUUUCUUAAUCCAAAUCUAAAUAAGGCGACUUCACUGCUGUGGUAAAUGUACCUAAUAAGACACCUUCUUGGAGUCUUCUUCUUCCAUGAGAAAGCCUCAUCAGAAUAUUAUUCAUGCCAAGGAACAAAUAAGACUAGGUAUAAUUUUAGCUAUUAAAACGGUGCCAAUUGUGCAUAAGAGAAAAUGGCGCACAUUUUGAGCACAAAAAUAAUUUUGACUUGAAAUUAUUGAAUCAACUUUUGUCUUGCGUACAUGCAUGCAAAUAAUUUGUAAUUCCUAAAUUAUUGUAAUGCCUUGCAUGAUAUGUAACCCCAUAGCUAUGCAAUAAAGGCCUUAUUGUAGAAUAUUAGAAAAAUUAGAAUAUUGCCAAAUUCUGCAUCAAGUCAAAUAAGAAAUUCUUGUCUUGUACAUUUUGAUAUUUGAUGGAUUUACCACACACUAUGUACACUGCCUCAAUAAAGUAUCAGUACAAAUUAAAUUUUAAAAUUUGUACAAAAAAAUUAAAAAAAUACACCUCCAAGGUAAUGAAAAGCUUGUUAGGAAUGAUAAAACAAAUGCAAGGAAUUCGAACUGUAACAUUUAUUGCUAAAUUGAACGUUUUUGGGAUUUAUAAAAAGAUAAAUACAAGAAAAAUAUUUUGCGCUUUAUCUCAUCCCUCAUCACAAUUUCUGCCGUGUGCUUGCGAUCAUUAUUUUAGGAUUUUCACGCAUUUUAUUUAAUAGAACACUUAAUGCUCUAGGACGCCCUGUACAAAGCUGUAUUUUUUAUUGUACUGGCGAACGUGCUUUUUUGCAAUUUUGUUAAUUUCACCUCUUUUCGUAAACUAAUAAUCAAAUCUCGAAUGCUUUGUGAAAUUUGGCGGUUUCUUGUAUUCAUUUUUAAUAAAUAUCCAAAAAUUGAAUGGCACGAAUACAUCAAACUACAGUAGUCUUUUUCUUGUACAGAGUGUAUUCCGAAUAUAAAGAACCCUCAAGGGACCUAAAAAUGGAUUCGUUAUAAGCAAUAAUUUAAAAAAUCAUGAAUAAUGAUGGUAUCAGAUUUUUUGGUAUUUUUCAAUUGAUUUCAGUAAAUUUUAUGUUUAUACUUAGUGCCUGGAAGAGGUGAAACAUAUCUUUAUUAAAAAAAAAUUGUUUGUAAUAAUGUUUUAACAAUGUAGUUAAAAUGGCAAAAAAUGAAAUUUUGCACGAUUCUCGUAAAUUAACAAUAUCUUCGGUAAAAUAUGUUCUACCAUGGUUUUGUUCAUAUAUAAUUAUUUUGUCAAUCUAACAUCUUGGAAAAUAAACUAAGUACAUAAUACUUGUAUGAGAAAUCAUGUAUCAUCACUUCGCCGAGGUCGCUUGCGGGCGAGGCGCUACAUUUGAUAUCACGUAGUCAUAAAAUUAGUCGAGUUGAGGUUCGUAUUCAUAAUGUAUCAAUCCCAGCGCCUCGCCCGCAAGCGACCUCGGCGGUAUUAAAUGAAAUCGUUCAUUUGCUGUCUUAGAAAGUAAAUUAGUACAUAAUACUUGUAUGAGAAAUCGUUUAUCAUCACUUCGCCGAGGUCGCUUGCGGGCGAGGCGCUAGAUUUGAUAUCACAUAGUCAUAAAAUUAGUCAAGUUGAGGUUCGUAUUCAUAAUGUAUCAAUCCCAGCGCCUCGCCCGCAAGCGACCUCGGCGAUAUUAGAUGAAAUCGUUCACUUGACAUCUUGGAAAGUAAACUAAGUACAUAAUACUUGUAUGAGAAUUCGUUUAUCAUCACUUCGCCGAGGUCGCUUGCGGGCGAGGCGCUACAUUUGAUAUCACGUAGUCAUAAAAUUAGUCAAGUUGAAGUUUGUAUUCAUAAUGUGUCAAUUCCAGCCACUUCGCCGAGGUCGCUUGCGGGCGAGGCGCUCUGUUUGAUACUUUAUGAACACAAACCUUAAUUCCAUGAAAUUUGGCAUUUAGGAGCUAUGAUACCAGUUCCAUCAGACCCAAAAAAUAUACUGAACAUGAACAUUUUUGGGGAUACAUCUCUUUUUUAUUACCUUUAGGGUGUAUCUGCUUUAAUUUUUUUGUAAAAGUUUUAAAAUUUAAUUUGUACGAAGACUUUAUUGUGGCUUUGUAUAAGAAUCUCAUAUCCAAUUCGAUUAAAUUUUAGUAUUGGAGGAUAAUGUUGGUUGCCUAUUCGCUAGGAUCAACCCAACAGUUUCUUAAGAUCUAUGUAUGUUCUUUAUUUUUUUAUUAACGAAUAUAUUUUGUUAUUGAACUAAAUAAUAUAUGUUAACUCAAAACUAAAAUUGUUGAAUUAAAUUGACGAAUUAUUUUUAAUUAAUUAAUUAAAUCUUUACUUAUCUAAACUAACAAAAACUAACUAAAUUCUCUUCGUGUAUUUUUAUUGAAUUGAAGAACAAAAAGAAAGUAUUAGUUGUUUUAUCCUAAUUAAUUUAUUUAUAUCAUGUAUUAUAUAUGCUAGCAUAUAAGACUUGUCUUAUAUGAUGGUAUAUUCGUUAAAUUGUAUACUAUUGUUGACGUUUUUUUAUUAUUAUUAUUGUAUUUGUAUGUUUUUAUUAUUAUAUAAGUCCUAUUACGUUUGCCUUUAAUCAUUAAAACAUGAUUAAUUAUCAAUCAAUAACGCAUGGCCAAAUGUACUUUUACUUAAAGUAUUUAUAUGUAUUGUAUAAUUACGUACGUUGCAAUAAAUGUAUAUCUUA
This is a messenger RNA of Onthophagus taurus, 6311 nucleotides long. It is a transcript of the gene Klp31E, whose product is annotated as kinesin-like protein 31E. NCBI's taxonomy places the organism in Eukaryota, Metazoa, Arthropoda, Insecta, Coleoptera, Scarabaeidae. Gene Ontology annotation, molecular function: ATP binding; microtubule binding; microtubule motor activity. Gene Ontology annotation, cellular component: microtubule associated complex. The record is from RefSeq and is a predicted model, not a curated record. Gene Ontology annotation, biological process: spindle elongation; mitotic spindle organization; microtubule-based movement.